AUGGAGGAAGAAGUGAUCGUGAAUGCGUCUGCGCCAUCCGUGAGCGAUGAACCAGUCCAUCCGGCCUUGUUGGCCGGCUACAUCUUCGUGAUUUUCAUCGCAGUAGCAACAGUUCUGGUCUACGUGUGGUUGAUAGCUACAAUCGCUAUGGAGCACAUCCUCCAUAAUGUGUCCAACUAUUUCAUGGCCAGUCUUUGUGUGUCCCUGAUCGUCAUGGGAAGUUUGAUUUCAUGGUGGUCUGUGAUCCUGAUGUCAAACUUGAACCACUCCGCGCUCAAACUCGCAGUUGUCACAAGUUUUACCUAUUUUGGACUUCUCGGCUACUUCUUAAAUUCGGUGGUCAUAGCGGCUGACCGGUACCUGAAGAUCUCCCAGCCCCUGCAGUAUCUCCGGCUAGCGACGCCCAGACGUUGCAUCGCGCUGAUCGGUGCGUCCUGGUGCCUGUCUUUGGUCCUCGGACUUGCCGUGUUUGUCUCCGCCAUGUUGAAUUUUGACCCCGACAGUCAAGAGUCAUUCGCCAGCUUCCUGCAGGGGGAAGGUUUUCGAAUCCCAAUGGUCGUCAUGUCGGAUCUGACAAUUUUCCCCAGUAUGAUCGCGGUAACCUUUCUGAUAGCUGCUCUCGUUCGCAUCGCUAGGCAACAGCGGCGCAAGAUACAGGAUGAAAUGCUGAUGCUGAAGCAUCUUCAAGAUCGUGCGCAGCGGACGGAGCAGGAAGUCAACGAUGAGAACGCGCUGCAGCCUCGACCGAACCACUUGUCCGAUAAAACCACCGUGUACUUCAUCGUACACUUCUCCGCAUUUGUGGUGGCUUGGCUACCAAAUAGUGUAGCCAUUAACAUUGCGGUUUUUGUCACUGACCUGACUUCAGCUGUUCUCAACCCUCUCAUGACCGUCGGUUCCAUUCUUGCCAUGUUUGACACCUUCUGCGGCACCUUGUUCCUGGCCUAUACGCAGCCAGAGCACCGACAGGCAGCAAGGAAUAACUUGAAGAGGGUGAAACGACUCUUCUGUGAUCGUUACAGCGAGAAGUGUUUCCAGACUGCCAACUCUAGGGACCAUUAA
Molecule: messenger RNA, 1062 nt
Organism: Patiria miniata (bat star)
Lineage: Eukaryota; Metazoa; Echinodermata; Asteroidea; Valvatida; Asterinidae
Product: adenosine receptor A2b-like
Exons: 1
Coding region: 1-1062 (353 amino acids)
Biological process (GO): G protein-coupled receptor signaling pathway, coupled to cyclic nucleotide second messenger; chemical synaptic transmission
Cellular component (GO): dendrite; membrane
Molecular function (GO): neurotransmitter receptor activity; G protein-coupled serotonin receptor activity
Source: RefSeq, a predicted model, not a curated record